Molecule: messenger RNA, 1626 nt
Organism: Lycium barbarum (goji berry)
Lineage: Eukaryota; Viridiplantae; Streptophyta; Magnoliopsida; Solanales; Solanaceae
Product: beta-glucuronosyltransferase GlcAT14A
Exons: 4
Coding region: 149-1339 (396 amino acids)
Cellular component (GO): membrane
Molecular function (GO): glucuronosyltransferase activity
Source: RefSeq, a predicted model, not a curated record
ACAUCUGCCCAUGUCAACUCACCACCACCCCCUCAAAUUACCCAAUAUUAGAUGCACCCAUUUUUUGUCCUCCAUUUCUAGCAAGGACAAGAACUACAUCACUUCUCAAAGUUCCAAACUUUCUUAAUCUUUUAGCUCAAAUCUUGUAAUGGAUAUCAAGAUUUUCAUGUUUUCUUUCAUUCUAACCUCACUUCUAUUCAUUCUUGUUUACAUACCCACCCAACUUUCCUACUCAACCACCAUUUUCAAGCCAAAAAGAAGCUUCAUCAUCUCAAAUACCACUAACACUUACCCUGUAAAAUUUGCUUACUUGAUCUCUGCUUCUAAAGGUGAUGUACCAAAGUUAAAAAGAUUACUUUUUUCACUAUACCAUCCUGGUAAUUAUUACUUGAUUCACUUAGAUUUAGGUGCACCUGAAAAUGAACACCAAGAGAUUUCAAGAUUUGUAGCUGACAACACUGUUUUUGGAGAAAUUAAUAAUGUUUGGGUUGUGGAAAAGCCUAAUUUGGUGACAUAUAGAGGACCAACUAUGCUUGCUACGACACUACAUGCAAUGUCUAUGCUUUUAAGGAUUGCUAAAUGGGAUUGGUUUAUUAAUCUCAGUGCCUCUGAUUAUCCUUUAGUUACUCAAGAUGAUCUGAUCCAUGCCUUCUCUGACCUACCAAGGGAUCUAAAUUUUGUACAACACACUAGCCACAUGGGUUGGAAACUGAAUAAGAGAGGAAAGCCAAUUAUAAUAGACCCUGGUCUUCAUAGUCUAAACAAAUCAGAGAUUUGGUGGGUUGUCAAGCAAAGAAGUCUACCGACUGCUUUCAAGCUUUACACAGGUUCAGCGUGGACAAUAUUGUCCAGAUCCUUUGCUGAAUACUGCAUAAUAGGCUGGGAAAAUCUUCCAAGAACUCUUCUUCUCUACUACACCAAUUUCGUGUCAUCUCCAGAGGGUUAUUUCCAAACAGUCAUAUGCAACUCUGAAUACAAGAACACAACAGUGAACCAUGAUCUUCACUACAUUACUUGGGACAACCCCCCGAAACAACACCCAAGAUCCCUCGGCCCGAAGGAUUAUAGAAGAAUGGUUUUAAGCAACAGGCCAUUCGCCCGGAAGUUCAAGAAAAACAAUGUUGUCCUUAAUAAAAUUGAUCGCGAUCUUCUCAGAAGACGAAAUGGACAGUACUUCUCAGCCGGAGGAUGGUGUUCCAAUGACAGUGAUCGCGGUUGCUUGAAUCUACAGGGUGAGAAAUAUGGCGUUUUAAGGCCUGGAACGGGUGCCAGAAGGUUGAGAACAUUGUUGAAGAAAUUGGUAUCUGCACCACAUUUUGCUAGAAGGCAGUGUAGAUAAGUUGGAAAUGAAACUUACUUUUGUUGGAAAUAUAGAAAAAUAAAUAUUCUGGAAGAGGGUGCUAUCAUAUUUAGUCAAUUCUUGAUACUUGUCAUAGUUUCACCUAAGAAAAAGAAAAUAUAGCACAGGAAAGUUAUAUCAGGUUUCUGGGUCACUGGAGUUUCUUUCAUUGUUCUCUUUGUGGGGGGUGUUCCAAUUCUUUCCAAAGUGUAGUCUACACACUAUGUAUCACUGUACUGUUACAUGUUACAUGAUCUAAGAUUAGAGGUACUAUAUCAUUGCCGCUA